AUGAGAGACUUGAAACCACAGGAGAAGAAAGAUGUUCUUGAGAAGUUGAACUUUUUUAUUGGAGACAAUGUGAACAGGAUAAUCGACGAGAAGAACAAGAUAGUCUUACACAAUCAGCGUGUGAUGCUUGUUUCUGAAAAGGUUAAGGCAGCAACAUCUAUGAUUCCCAGGAAGUGUAUUGCAAUAGCUGGGACUGUGCUUGGCAAGUUUACGAAGACUGGGAAGUUCCGACUGAGAGUAUCUUCACUGCAUAUUUUAUCGCGGUAUGCAAUCCAUAGAGUCUGGAUUAAGAGCAGUGCUGAAAUGUGCUAUUUGUAUGGCAAUAACUCGUUGAAGUCGCAUGUUUUCCGGCUGUCUGAAGGAAUUCCUCAGAAUGCAGGUGUGGUGGUGUAUAAUCAGAAUGAUGUUCCUCUUGGGUUUGGAGUAACCUCACUGAGUGCACAAGCAUACUCAGCAGCGAAGGGCCAUGCACUUGUUCUUCUACGACAGGUAGAUGCAGGAUUGUAUAUUCGUGAUGAGGUGCAUGCUUUAUGA
This is a messenger RNA of Ordospora colligata OC4, 534 nucleotides long. Its product is annotated as ribosomal biogenesis protein. The record is from RefSeq and is a predicted model, not a curated record. NCBI's taxonomy places the organism in Eukaryota, Fungi, Microsporidia, Ordosporidae. Gene Ontology annotation, cellular component: nucleus. Bases 1 to 534 code for a protein of 177 amino acids. Gene Ontology annotation, biological process: ribosome assembly. Gene Ontology annotation, molecular function: RNA binding. The transcript has a single exon.